UCCGGGAAGGUGGAGUGCAGGGCCCGGGGUUCGAAGGCAGGCAGCGAGAUGAGGCGAGCGCCAGCGUUCCUGAGCGCAGCCGAGGUGCAGGACCACCUCCGCAGCUCCAGCCUCCUCAUCCCACCCCUGGAGGCCGCUCUGGCCAACUUCUCCAGAGGCCCCGACGGAGGGGUCAUGCAGCCGGUGCGCACCGUGGUGCCCGUGGCCAAGCACCGAGGCUUCCUGGGAGUCAUGCCAGCCUACAGUGCAGCCGAGGAUGCGCUCACCACCAAGUUAGUCACCUUCUACGAGGGUCACAGCAACACGUCCUCUGUCCCCUCCCAUCAGGCUUCAGUGCUCCUCUUUGAGCCCAGCAAUGGCUCCCUGCUGGCGGUCAUGGAUGGAAAUGUCAUAACUGCAAAGAGAACAGCAGCCGUGUCUGCCAUCGCCACGAAGUUUUUGAAACCCCCAGGCAGUGAUGUGCUGUGCAUCCUCGGGGCUGGGGUCCAGGCGUACAGCCAUUACGAGAUCUUCACGGAACAGUUCUCUUUCAAGGAGGUGAGAAUAUGGAACCGCACCAGGGAAAAUGCUGAGAAGUUUGCAAACACAGUGCAAGGAGAUGUUCGGGUCUGUUCGUCGGUGCAGGAGGCCGUGACGGGUGCUGAUGUCAUCAUCACAGUCACCAUGGCAACGGAGCCCAUUUUGUUUGGUGAAUGGGUGAAGCCUGGGGCUCACAUCAAUGCUGUUGGAGCCAGCAGGCCUGACUGGAGAGAACUGGAUGAUGAGCUCAUGAAGCAAGCUGUGCUCUACGUGGACUCCCGGGAGGCUGCCCUGAAGGAGUCAGGAGACGUUCUGUUGUCAGGGGCUGACAUCUUUGCUGAGCUUGGAGAAGUGGUGUCCGGGGUGAAGCCGGCACACUGUGAGAAGACCACAGUGUUCAAGUCUUUGGGUAUGGCAGUGGAAGACCUAGUCGCAGCCAAACUGGUGUAUGAUUCCUGGUCAUCUGGCAAGUGAACGGAAGGAGCUGCGACUGAAGUGGCCGUCACAGCUCAAGUGCUGUCUCACAAUGUCUGUGUCAAACCAGGAAGCCCCUUCCCAGUGCACUGUAGUGGUUAUCGUUCUUAAUUAGUAACAUCCCUAGUCAUGUUUGUAGCUGGAUAGCCAAACCAGGUGACUAUUUCUUCUGUUACAUGGGUGAUGGCCACAUCACCUACCCUUGAUCUUACUAGCUUUGUAUGUCUCUGAAAUAAAUCAUUUCCAGUUCUUCAG
Molecule: messenger RNA, 1248 nt
Organism: Psammomys obesus (fat sand rat)
Lineage: Eukaryota; Metazoa; Chordata; Mammalia; Rodentia; Muridae
Gene: Crym
Product: crystallin mu
Exons: 8
Coding region: 49-993 (314 amino acids)
Biological process (GO): thyroid hormone metabolic process
Cellular component (GO): cytoplasm
Molecular function (GO): thyroid hormone binding
Source: RefSeq, a predicted model, not a curated record